Molecule: messenger RNA, 3819 nt
Organism: Tetrahymena thermophila SB210
Lineage: Eukaryota; Ciliophora; Oligohymenophorea; Hymenostomatida; Tetrahymenidae
Exons: 5
Source: RefSeq, a predicted model, not a curated record
AAAUUUUAUAAGUAAAAAGCUUUCAAUAAAUAAAUAUACUACCUGCUUUUAAACAUGUAGUAAAGAUUAUAGCACAAUUAUUAUGAUAGCAACCAUCCAAGCUAAGCAAAGACACCAUAGAAUCACCAUUCGCAAUAUGAAAGCUUAAUGGAAUCUCCAUAAAUAGAUUAAAGAACUCCAAAAUGCAUAACUUAGAGAAAUUCUUAAAUAGUUAGUAACAAUGCAUUAAGUCCAUAUCUGAGGAAUAUUAUAAUUAAUGAAUAGCAAUUAAAUUAGUAAUUAGAAAGCACUCCUUCAGAGAUAACAUAAUAUGUUUAGUAGAAAGCAAAAUAAAUUCCGUAUAAUCAGUAGAAUUUUAGUGGAGGAAAUAUUAUUAGCUCUUAGUAAUAGUAAUUAAAGGAAAGUAGUAUUUUAAAUAAUCAUAGCAACAAUGGUAGAAGUUAUAAUUAGAAUUAGUAAAAUUUUAGGAGUGCACAACUGACAAAUAAUCAGAAUUAGUUUUUGGGCAUAGAAAAUGAUAAUCCUUUAGAUAUUAGAAAUGAUCGCCACGUUAUAUCUAAUGCAGUUAAUGAUACGUUUCAGCACGAAAUCAAUUAUAGCAACAAUAAAAUGAAUAAUCCCUUAAAUAAUUAUAUCAUAGGAAAUUAAAUGAAUCAAGGCAAUAAAGAAGAAUAAAAUAAUUAUUAUGUUAUAUCUUCACUUCAAUCUACUUCUUAAAAUGGAAGUGUAGAUGUAUCACAGUAUGGAAAUAAUUCUGUAGAUAACAAAUAUCCAUACUAGUAAAAUUAUUAAUCUGGUUAGAACUAUUCCUCUAAGUUAUAAAAUGACAUGCAUCUAAAUUAAAUCAAGAAUAUAGAAUAAGAAAACCUGCUUUCACAAAUGCAAGAAAAAAUAAAGUUUUUAACUACUGAAAACGAAGAAUAGAAAAAAAAAAUUAGGAACUUCAAUCAAUAGGUUUAGAAUGGAGGUGGGAAGGGCUAAACAACUCAUCUAUAUGAAAAAUUAAAUACAAUUAGCAAUUAAAUUGAAAGUUUAAGCAAUUCAUAGCUAAAAUUAGACUUAAAAAAGCUAAAUACUCAAAACUCAAGCUAAUUUAGGAUUGAUUCUAGUAGAAGUUAAAUUACAAAGUCAGAAUUUGACCAUACUCCAAAGGAAUCUAUAUAAAUGGAAAAUUUAGACAAAUAUAGGAAAACUCAAACGAAAAAUAAGUAAAAGAGUAAGAAUCAUCAUCGUCAUAAAAAAAAUAGCAGUCAUAAAAAAAAGAGAAAUCAUAGCAGCAGUAAUUCAAGUAUAACUAGCAGCAGCAAUAGCAGUAAUUAUAGUGGAAGUAGCAGAAGUUAAAGUAGCUCUUCCUCUUUUGAUAGUGACUAAGAAUAUGGUAAAUAUUUAAGGAAAAAUAAUAACAAAGUGAAAGUGACAAAAGAAUAUAACUCAAAAAGAGAAGAUAUUUUAUAAGAUAGAUCAAAGAAUAUAUCUGCUUCUAAAAGAGAAAAAAGCAAAUCAAAACAUAGAAAAUAAAAAACUGAAGACGAAAUUCUAAAACUUGGGUCUUUGCUAAUAAAAGAAGUCAAUUUGAAUAGGAAACUAAGAGAUCUAUUUAUGAAUACCAUUGGAUCUACUGAGCAAUUUAGGAGAAUGCUUGUGGAAAAGAAGUUUACUAAUGCCUUCCUAGGAGUCCUUAAGGUCUUUUUGGAUGUACUAACAAUCAUAAGUUUUAACAAAAAAACCUCCUCUCCUCCUACUCAUAGCCCAUCUUCUUAUUCUCCUAUGAAUCAAUUGACUAAUACUUCAACAUUUACUACCUAAUCAAAUGUUUAGUAAAGAAAUCCAAUACUAUCUUAAAGUAGAUUCAAUAUUCCUCCUCAUCUGCAUCUAAAAAAUUUAGAUCCAUAAUCACAGCCUUUUAUUAAUUAAAACUUUUAAAGCCCUUAAAAUGGAUACAUAGGACCUUAUAUGACAGAUAGAAUAUACAGCUAACACAGUAAUGGAUAGCAUUCACCAUUAACUUCACAUAGCUUUGUAUCUGUAAAAUAAGGAAACUAGCACUUUCCAGCUUCAACCACCUCUUAAAGAGACUAUUCCCCUCUUGACCAUGGAUUAAAUAGCAUAAAUAAUUAACAAAACUCUAAUAUUUAUUACUAAAUGCAUGGCUAAAAUCAGUAGCUUAGAUAAAAAGCUAACAUAAAUAAUAAUGGAAACCAUGUAUACGAUUUAAAUCUAUCAAACAUCAACAGAAAGACAUCAAAUCAUAAUAUGAAUUCCUAAUCUGUUACAGGUUAAAACAGUGGAAGUGAUACAUACAGAUAACAAUUUGAAUCUUUUAACCAUCCCUCUCCUACCAUAAUCUAAAAUAAGCAUAUCUAUCAAAGCUAGAAUGAUAUUUAGAAAUUUGUGUCAAGCCCAUAUUUUAAUAAUGCGAAUAGUAGCUCAAAGAAAUAAUUGCAGGAGGAAGGAAUUAAGAUAUAACAGCAUUACAUGAGAAAACUUAACAAUGAAAAUGACUGGAAUGAAAAUAGCAUCUAAGAUGAAAACGAAUAGUUUGAAGAAAUUUAAAAUUAAAAUAAUUUGAGAUCUAAUAGCAAUAAUAGAACUCAACAGAAAUAUGAUAAAUCUAAAUAAUAGUAAAAAUAAUAAAUCAUUAAUAAAUAAACAUAAUUUUAAGAUGAGAGAGGAUAUUAGAAUCCUAAUAAAUAGAAUUACUAGUACGAUGAUUCAGAAUAUAGCUAAAAUAUUUUAAUUUCAAAACAAAAUAGCAUUUAAAGCUAGAAUUCUCAUGUUAGUAUAAAUUAAAAAUCAUAUUAGAAUUUAUAAUAAAAAAGCAACACUAAUCAUGAAAAUUUAAGUUAAUCAAGGAAUAAAAGCAGAAGCACUUCUCCUUAUAAUUAGAUAAAUUAGGAGUAAUCAUAAAACUAACAAAAUAAAGUUAGAUAAGUGUCUCAUACAAAUUAAAAUAAAUAAACUGAAAAUAUGUUAAGUGUUUAAAGAUUAUAAAAUAAAUCCAUUAAUCAUGUAAUCAGUCCAAGGAGUGCAAUAAGCCCUCUUAAAAGCUAAAACAUGUAUCAAAUAUCUUCUUCUGUGCCUGAAAUAGAAAUGGAUAGUGACUCUUAAGAAGUUACUUAGCAAUCUAAUAAAUAAAAUUAGACUUUAAAAAAGUAAUAAAAAAACAUUAAAAAUGAUAAAUUAGCAGCUUCAACAAGAAAUAAAUCUUCAAACAGGUCCUUUGUUUUUGAUGAUGACUAACUUUCCUCUAACUCUACCACAAAUAAUAAAUAGAAGCAUGUAGGAUUUACACCAAAACAGAGCACUCCUAGAGAUAGAGAUAAAAAAUCUUCUCACUCUCCAGCUAUAGGACUCAUGCCUUGUAUGAAGUUAGUAAGGGCAUCUCAUAAUGGUGCUUUGACUCCCUCAAAAGCAAGUAUUGUAAAUAUUAAAGCUGAUCUAUCAUCAAAAGGAUCUCAUACUAAUUUAGACAGUAAAAAUAAUAGCUUUUACAGCAAUAAAAAUUAAUCUACAAAUGAACUUCACAAACCAAUAAAGUAAUCUCCGAUAAGCAUAGAAUUUGUUGGAGCAAAAAGAAAAAUCUAGCCCGAGUCAUCUAAAACAAGAGAUUUUGAUAUAAUUAAUGGAAAUACAAAAUAACAAUAAAACCAUUAAAAUACUUAAGUGCAAUAAAUAGAAAAGAAAGAGUAAAAUCAACUCUAAAUACCUCAAAUAAAAAUCCUAGAUGCUGAUCCGACUACACCUAAUUCUUAAAAUAAACAAAAUAAUUAUCAUACUGAUAAUACACAAACUCCAACAUUAAAAACAAAUGGUCAAUGA